AUGUCAGAUAUACCUAGCAGACAGCGAGUACAAGAGAGAAUCCGCGAAAGUAAGCGGAGGCACAGGACUCGAAAGAAAGAAUAUGUGGAAGAACUCGAACGCAAGCUGCGAGAUUAUCAGCAGCAAGGUGUCCAGGCCGCCCCAGAGGUCCAAGUCGCGGCAUUGCGAGUCGUCGAGGAAAAUAUUCGACUGAGGGAGCUGCUCCGGCGCGUCGGAGUGGACAAUUGCACUUUGCAAGGGAGAAGCCACAGGUUUAUAAUUACCGAGGAUAUGCUCGCCGGUCGCCGAAACAGAAGUAGGUUGUGA
Orbilia oligospora ATCC 24927 is the source of this 306-nucleotide messenger RNA. RefSeq lists its product as uncharacterized. The transcript is spliced from 2 exons. Bases 1 to 306 code for a protein of 101 amino acids. NCBI's taxonomy places the organism in Eukaryota, Fungi, Ascomycota, Orbiliomycetes, Orbiliales, Orbiliaceae. The record is from RefSeq and is a predicted model, not a curated record.